Molecule: messenger RNA, 834 nt
Organism: Papaver somniferum (opium poppy)
Lineage: Eukaryota; Viridiplantae; Streptophyta; Magnoliopsida; Ranunculales; Papaveraceae
Product: isoflavone 2'-hydroxylase-like
Exons: 3
Coding region: 1-834 (277 amino acids)
Molecular function (GO): monooxygenase activity; oxidoreductase activity, acting on paired donors, with incorporation or reduction of molecular oxygen; heme binding
Source: RefSeq, a predicted model, not a curated record
AUGGUAAGUGGAAAGAGGCACAAUGGAGAUAAGAAGUGGAAUUUUGAUAGUUUGAUUAGAGAGAGUUUUCUUCCUAAAAUGUUGGUUCAUACAGUUGAUUUUUUACCUGUUUUACAAUGGACUGAUUAUCAAGGUACUGAGAAGAAGUUGAAGCAAGUGAGGAAAAAUAAAGAUGCUUUUUUGGAUGAGUUGAUACAGGAGUAUCCAAAUAGUAGCAGCAGAGCAGACCAUGAUGUUGAUGAAAGAAAGACCGAACAUAAAUCAUUGAUCGAAGUUCUCAUGUCCCUACAACAAGAUGAACCAGAAACGUACAAUCACGAAGUUGUUAAAGGCAUCCUUGGGGCAGUUUUUAUGGCUGGAAUUGAAACAACAAGAGCCACAAUGGUUGCAGCAGUAUCACUUCUAGUGAAAAACCCUGAAGCUUUAAUAAAGUUACGAGACGAGAUAGACUUCCAUGUAGAAGUAGGUCGUAUUAUAUCCGAGUCAGAUCUUCCAAAGUUACGGUACCUUCGGUGUGUUAUGACAUUCCAUCCUAAAUGGUGGGAUGAACCAACUAAAUUUAAACCAGAGAGAUUUGACCGUGAAAGCGUUAUGAAGGGAGGGAAAAUGGAUGGAUUUCGGUGGAUUCCAUUUGGGGAGGGUCGGAGGGGAUGUCCUGGUUCAGGGAUGGAUUUUCGAGUCACUUCACUGGCCAUUGAUGGUCUAAUUCAGUGCUUGGAGUGGAAAAAGGCUGACGAUUAUGAUAAAAUUAUUGAGGAAAAAGGGGAUGAACCUUCAUCAAGGGCUAUGUGUAGACCUCGGUCGGUUAAGAAGGAUAUUCUAUCUCAAAUUUGA